Messenger RNA from Aspergillus ibericus CBS 121593, 1060 nucleotides. RefSeq names its product glutathione S-transferase. NCBI's taxonomy places the organism in Eukaryota, Fungi, Ascomycota, Eurotiomycetes, Eurotiales, Aspergillaceae. The transcript is spliced from 3 exons. The record is from RefSeq and is a predicted model, not a curated record. Bases 284 to 1060 code for a protein of 258 amino acids.
GUUAUACUGUGGUAGCAUUGCACGCAUAUAAUCCAUCAUAAUUCUGCGUUCAGUUGACUUACUACAGUGCUAUCGCAAAAAUGGGCGCCCCACCAUGGCGUCACGUUCAGACAUCCGAGGUUGCGAGCAGAACUCACAAUCACAUUCAGUCUAGGCUCGUAUACCUAGGUUAACUGCCCCUAUACCUUAUCAACCUGUUCAACCCAUCUUAUCCACCAACUCAUCCCUCAUUACAACCACCACACCACCACCACUACUCCGUACGAAGAAGAACAUCACCACCAUGACCGACCCCAACAAAGGCACCAAGCUGACCCUCUACUGGCUCUCCCAAUCCCGCUCCCACCGGAUCCUCUUCCUCCUCGAAGCCCUCCACCUAACCUACGACCUGAAAAUCUACCACCGCGGGCCCGACAAGCUCGCCCCUCCGGAACUAAAAUCCAUCCAUCCAUUAGGAAAAUCCCCGCUGCUCACCGUCCACGCCCCCAACUCCACCGAGCCCAUGGUCCUGGCCGAAUCCGGCGUGAUUAUUGAAUACCUCCUCGACCACUUCGGGUCGAACGCCAGUACACCACUGAUCCCGGAGCGGUAUAAGUCUGGCCAGGAGGGGGUCGUGGGCGGCGAGACGGAGGAAUGGAUGCGGUAUCGGUAUUAUAUGCAUUAUGCGGAGGGGAGUCUCAUGCCGUUUUUGGUGAUGCAGUUGGUUGUGGAUACGGUGAAAAACCCCCCCGGCAUGCCCUUCUUCAUCAAACCCCUGCCUCGUCUCGUGGCAGGCCAAAUCGAAUCCGCCUUCCUCACGCGCAACAUCACCGCGCAUCUAGAGUUCCUGGAACAACAACUCAGUUCCAGUCCCGGUGGGGGCAAAUAUAUCUGCGGGACGGAGUUGACGGCCGCGGAUAUUAUGAUGAGUUUUCCGGUGAUUGCCAUGGCGGGGAGGGUGGAUUUGAAGACGUUUCCGUUGCUGAAGGGGUAUGCGGAGCGGUUGCAGGGGGAGGAGGCGUAUGUGAGGGCGGUGAGGAAGGUGGAGGAGGUGGAUGGGGGGUUUGAGGCUUCUUUGUGA